AAAAAACCUACGCGUGUUCUGUCACGUGAGCAGCGGGAGGGUGGUUGGCUCCUCCCUCCCCAAAAUGGCGUCCUUGCUGCAAUCCGAGCGAGUUCUCUAUCUAGUCCAGGGAGAAAAGAAGGUUCGGGCCCCGCUCUCACAGCUCUACUUCUGCCGCUACUGUAGCGAGUUGCGGUCGCUGGAAUGUGUGUCUCACGAGGUGGACUCCCAUUAUUGUCCCAGUUGCUUAGAAAAUAUGCCAUCAGCUGAAGCCAAACUAAAAAAGAAUAGAUGCGCCAAUUGCUUUGACUGUCCUGGCUGCAUGCACACCCUCUCCACUCGGGCAACAAGCAUCUCCACACAGCUUCCAGAUGACCCAGCCAAAACCACCAUGAAGAAAGCCUACUACUUGGCCUGUGGAUUUUGUCGCUGGACAUCUAGAGAUGUGGGCAUGGCAGACAAAUCCGUAGCUAGUGGUGGUUGGCAAGAACCAGAAAAUCCUCACACACAACGGAUGAACAAGCUGAUCGAAUAUUACCAGCAGCUUGCUCAGAAAGAAAAGGUUGAACGGGAUCGCAAGAAACUGGCACGGCGUAGAAACUAUAUGCCUCUGGCUUUUUCGCAACACACUAUUCAUGUAGUGGAUAAAUACGGUCUUGGAACAAGGCUUCAGCGACCACGACCCGGUGCCUCCAUUAGUACCCUGGCUGGACUUUCCCUAAAAGAAGGAGAAGACCAGAAAGAGAUCAAGAUUGAGCCAGCUCAGGCUGUGGAUGAAGUAGAGCCUCUACCCGAAGACUAUUACACAAGACCAGUCAACUUAACAGAGGUGACCACUCUUCAGCAGCGCCUCCUACAGCCUGAUUUCCAACCAAUCUGUGCUUCACAACUUUACCCUCGCCAUAAGCACCUUCUGAUCAAACGGUCCCUGCGCUGCCGGAAAUGUGAACAUAAUUUGAGCAAGCCAGAAUUUAAUCCAACAUCUAUCAAAUUCAAAAUCCAGCUGGUUGCUGUCAAUUAUAUUCCAGAAGUGAGAAUCAUGUCAAUUCCCAACCUUCGCUACAUGAAGGAAAGCCAGGUCCUCCUGACUCUUACCAAUCCGGUGGAAAAUCUCACCCAUGUGACUCUAUUGGAGUGUGAGGAGGGGGACCCUGAUGAUACAAACAGCACUGCCAAGGUGGUGGUGCCUCCCAAAGAGCUUGUGUUAGCUGGCAAGGAUGCAGCGGCAGAGUAUGAUGAGCUGGCCGAGCCCCAAGACUUUCAGGAUGAUCCUGACAUUAUAGCCUUCAGAAAGGCCAACAAAGUGGGCAUUUUCAUCAAAGUUACCCCACAGCGUGAGGAGGGUGAAGUGACCGUCUGCUUCAAGAUGAAGCAUGAUUUUAAAAACCUAGCAGCUCCCAUCCGCCCCAUUGAAGAAAGUGACCAGGGCACAGAAGUCAUCUGGCUCACCCAGCAUGUGGAACUCAGCUUGGGUCCGCUCCUCCCUUAAGAGCUUCCCUGGUGGGCAGAUCCCACCAGCAGCACGAUCACCAGGAGCCUGUGUUAAAGUGCGGAAGCUGCUGCUUCGUUAGACCCUGUUUGUAACGAUGUACCGAUGCACUACGGAAAGACAGGUGCCGGGAGCAGGGUGCCUGUGUUCCCCGUGCUGUCUCCUCUGUUGGCACAGUAAGUCUGUGCCUCCCUCACUUGGGCCUGCACGUUGAGUAACAGUAAUGCAGUUCCAGCCCAGUGAAGGGAUGACUGUUCCUCAGAGUGGUGUUAGAUUCACCACCAGAGAAGCUGUGUCUCUAGUGUCUCUCAAUGUGAUCUCACAAAGGAUCAGUCUGACAAAUGAAACUUAAAAUAAUAACCCAAAGCUGGACCUGCUCCUUGUCCAGCGCUGGUCAGUGUACCAACUGCUUCCUGCAUUCCAGUAAAACAGUUGAGCAGUCUACAACGUAUCUCUUCACUUGCCAUCAUGGCUCUCACUUUGCCACAGAUUUCCACGUAGCAGAAAAAUAGAACUGUCGUAUUGUCUUCAGUUUUGUGAUGAUUAGAAAAACAUAAAAUUCUUGAGGCGUUCUUCCUUACCCUCUCUUCUAAGCGAAUACAGGACACCUAUGUAUCAGUUGCUCUUUAAAUUUUUUUCCCCAGAAGAAUAUGGAAUUUUUCUUUUCAUAAAAACAUGCGAAGCAAGCUGUUAUACUUGCAGUCAAGCCAGGCAUAGUGGCACGUGGCUGUCCCCCACUACUUAGGAGGUGGAGGUAAAGCCAGAAAUUUAGCUCAGCAGCUUAAGUGCUUGCGUGCUAAGUGUGAGGUCAUAAAUUCAACAUGGAGUACCUCCCCCGCAACACAAAAGUGGAGGCAACAAGAUUGGAAGUUCAAGGCAAGCCUGGGUAACCUGGUGUCUCAAAAUAAAAUGAUUGGGAUGUAGCCCAGUGAGUCCCUGGGUUCUAUGCCUAAUACUUUAAAAAAAAAUUGAGUAGUAAAUUGGAUCCAUUUAAAACAUUGCCACAUUACCCCAGGAUGAAUGCUGCCACUAGAGCCAGCCCUUGUAUUUGCUUAUUCGCUGUCCCUCCUGCUUUGCUCUGCCUACUCAAUAAAUUUUUCUGAGUAUUGGGGACCUGGAAAGAGCCCAAGAAAAGCCUAAGGGACAAGUUCAUUUCUGGAAUGUAGAAAACAUUUUUAAAGUUAGAAUUUUAGCAUGAUCUGAACUAAUGUUCUUUCCACUAAUUUGAAAAGGAAAUUAACUAGUAUAAUCUCUUGCAUCCCAAACCAGACACUAAGUAAAAGAACUUUUCUUAACAGAGUUGAAGACUUUUGUUUCAGAUAAGACCAUUUAAAUUGUAACAUCGUUCCACAAGUACCCAGAAUGCUGGCCUAACAGCAGAUGUGCUGUUUUAGUUGGAUACUAGAGCUGAGUUUGCUAACCUAAAUUUGUGUGUUUCUAAAACAAGACUUGACAAACUGGACCACCAGUUGCACAAUAUUUUUCUUUAAAAGUAUUCUCCAUAAAUAGCCAACAGACUUGAGGAAAAGAUAAAUUUCUUGUUUAUCCUGGUUUUAAGUCUUUAGCUUAAAAAUACUAAGAUAUAUAAUCUAGAAUACAUACCGUCCUUGUCAGUGGAAGCUCUGGAAGGACACUAAAUUGUACUUUUUAAGGUCAAGCCCAUUUUAUGAAGCAGUAGUCCUACAGAGAAAUACAUGCUAUGGUGUAAGGAAAAACCUCAUCUCUAAUAUUAUGGUAAGAAUAACCGAGGUUUAGGCUUUUAGAAGUUGGGGUAGGGAGGUGGGUAAUUAGUAGUUUUGCCGACUGUAGAAAGAGUGUAGCUUUGUGGCCUUCACAGAGUCAGUUUUCACUUCACUACAUGCUAGCGCUUACGUGAAACCACCGCUGCACACUGGCCCCUGGACGAAGUGGGUGGCAGGGUGGAGAGCAGCUUCCUAUGUUUACACAUUCGCAUGGCCUGCACAGAGCUGAAUGUGCUGCCUGUAUGGCUCGGAGCUGGUAUCUGAAGUAGUGGAUCUCCUCACUCCCAUAUGAUACCCAAACCCAAAAAUACUCAAUGAGUUCUUUCUUCAGAAGCCGAGUUAACAGAAGAACAGAGUUAUUGGUUUCAGUUUCCUCAAGAUAGGUUUGAGCACAAGCUGGUAUUCUGUGUGUUCAUAAAACUGGUAUAACACCUGCAGAUGGUGAGUGAGGAAUUUCAUCUGUUGCCUUUUUUAUAUUAGAAUAGGUGCGAGGUUUUUAACACUAGUGAGGGUUCACCACCACAGGAGGGUUACAUAUUAGCACUUAAAACUACACUUCUGGAAAUGUGAGCCUAGGUAAUUUGGAUUUGUGAUUUGGUUCACCAAACUUCUUUUGUUCAGAGUUCGUACUGUAGGCAUAAUGAGCUAAAUGUCACGUGUAUUCGUAGGGAAACAUCCUUUUUGGUCCCUUUCGGGAAUGAGAGGCACUCCUUAAUGUAUGAACGACAGGUUACUGUUUUGCCUUAUUGCUUAACUUAAUGUAGUGAAAUAAAGCAGACAAAGCUUCA
This is a messenger RNA of Cavia porcellus (domestic guinea pig), 3998 nucleotides long. RefSeq names its product dynactin subunit 4 (gene Dctn4). The transcript has 14 exons. The coding region runs from base 65 to 1468 and encodes 467 amino acids. Lineage: Eukaryota; Metazoa; Chordata; Mammalia; Rodentia; Caviidae. The record is from RefSeq and is a predicted model, not a curated record. Gene Ontology annotation, cellular component: dynactin complex.